Molecule: messenger RNA, 902 nt
Organism: Drosophila ananassae
Lineage: Eukaryota; Metazoa; Arthropoda; Insecta; Diptera; Drosophilidae
Exons: 4
Coding region: 147-827 (226 amino acids)
Cellular component (GO): membrane
Source: RefSeq, a predicted model, not a curated record
UACAAAUACAGCUCUUGACAAAAACAAAUCAUCGCGGGGAUUACAAACCAAACUAUUCCAAACAAAAAACAGCCAUAACGUAUUACCUUAGAUUAUUCUGUCAAUUGCAUUUAUAUUUAAUUGAUUUAUUUGAAUAAAAUAAAAAAAUGAGCAAACAUUUCCCAAGGAUCGCGGCUGCAACCUAUGGACUAAUCAUUGCCAUAAUUUUGAGAAGUGUCAUACCCUUCAUAAUGGUCCACGGACAGGAUACAAAAAUUUACUCCGAGCGGCUUACAUUGGCAGUCACUGGCUUUUUUCUCAGUGUAUUAAGUGUCAUGUCGAUCAUAAUCACCAUAUUUCCAAUUAGCACUGGGCUGGCUUCUCUUACUGAUAACUGGAUCGUUUUUGGGUAUAUCCCCUUGCUGAUACUUACAAUAAAUUGGUCAUGUCGCUACUUUAAAAGACGUGUCUUGGAACUCGGGGGAAUAGUUCAAGAAUCUAAAGCGAAAAUGCAACAGAUUUGGUGGAAUUACUUUAACUACAACGACACUACUUGGACCCAACUUGAAAAAUCGUUCCAUUGUUGUGGAUCGGAAGGACCGAGGGAUUAUUUGGAAUUCCUUCAGAGGAUUCCCAGUCACUGCUACGCUCCGCACCUACUCACCCGGGGUUGUGGUGACCUUAUAUCGGAUAAAAUUGUAGCUCUUCACAGAAUCGGAUUUUUUAUAAUUGCAGCAUCUAUCCUCAUACAGAUUAUUGUAUUAUGGCAUUAUGGUAUUAUCUUUUUCAGCAAAGUAAUCAGUUUAAGGAAUAACAGAAAACGGAGAAAGACUUCUAAGGCUUCAUAAAAGUUUCCAUAAGUUUUGUCAUACAUUUUCUAGAACUAAGGAUCUUUUUUUUUAUUAGAUAUAAAACACAGAUAA